AUAUAUAUAUACCUGUGUAAAAACCAAAUACAGUAAAAAACAUGUAAAAUCUCUAAACGGUGGUUACUUUUAAAACCAGCGAAUCUACUCUGCAGAUUCUGUUCUCUUAAUAAAAGUGUGUAGAAAAACUAAAAUUAAGUAUUCAAAGUAAAAAUACAAAUUGAAGUAAAUAUUUUCAAAAUGCUGCCAAUGCGUUGGCAGCAGAAUUGGGAGCUAGACUCAAAGGAUUAAAGAUUGAAAGAGAGUGAAGGUAAAAAGAGUGCAUAGAUAAGAAAUAAGUACAAAAAUAAUGUGUGUGUAAAUACUAUGGAUAAAAGAAUAAACAAAAAAAAAAAGAAUAGAACAUUUUGUGUGUACUGCUUAAAUGUAAAAGCGCGCUGUUGUGCUAAGAGUAUAUCUUCGAAUUGCUGAGUAAAUGCGGCAAAAACUAAAGAAGAAAAAUAAAAAAACAAUUAAAUGAAUUAAGAAGUGCUUAAGAUACACACAAAACGAUUAAACGUCGAUUUAAACAAAAGGAAAGUUUAAUUAUUGUUGCUAUAAUUACAAAAAAGACAAGAGUCUUUAAAAGCUUUUACCUCGUAUAGAGUGACCGCAUGUUGCUCAUUGCAAGCUGGCUGCUGUAAGAACUGACGUAAAGACAAUCAAAUAAAAUACCAACAAUUUAUGCGAGAAACGCUGUGAAAAACAACGAUUUACUUAACAUUCCCAUUGGUCGGAGUAAUUACCGAGUAUUGAGAAAAGCAAUCCAAACAACGGUUGUAUCUGCACGAGUGCUGGGUACCGUCAUCAAUAUAACAACAACAACCAGCAUAGUGGUAAUCAAAUCGUAAAUGACUUCUGCGCAGCCUAAACGAAAGCAAUUGAAACACGAAACCACGACGAGUCAUUACACCGAAAAUGGGAUUUGAAGUAGGCGAAGCAGCAGCUGUUACUUUCGCUACAUGUUUUGCCUAUCUAAUUGCUGCUUGCCGCCGCCGCGCAACGAUAAUCAUUUGUACGUCGAGCGUUAAGUGCGAGCGCCACGCCUUUGGCAAAGUAAUCAACAGCACACAAGCGCUACGCUACUAUUGCAAAUCAAAGCAGGCUGUUUGUUGUGUCAACGAUAACAACGGCAAUCAGAACGAUAUCGCCCAAAAUAAAGACAACAACAUCAACAACAGCAGUGCUGCUAAUUACAACAUGAGCUUACAACAGCAGAGAGAACAACAACAACUACAUCAAAGAAAACUACGCCAGCGAGAAAGUAUUAACAGCAGCACCAGUAGCACCAACAGCAGCAGCACCAGCAGCAGCAGCAUCGGCAGUGGAGUGCGGAAAAGCAGAAGAAGCCAAGUGAUAAACAAAGCAGUUACGCAUACGCCCCGUAGUACUCAACAUCCGCCCAAAAAGCAUAAAUAUCCAAGAGUGUUAAGUAACAGUUAAAUGCAGUGUUGACGGCGCAAUUAAAACAAAGACGCGAAAAUACUAAAAUACAAAACAAGUAAAAUACAAAACAAGCAAUACAAUCAAAUAGGCAUAAAACAGCUGAAUUAAAUUAAGCAAAGUAAGAAGUAGUAGAAGAAGGGUGAAUCAAAAACAAAAUUAAGCAAUCAACCAACUCUACAUCAAUUAAGUCUGGGCGAACGUAAUACAUACAUACAUAAGCUACUAAAGCAAGUAGUUUUGUGAGAGUCGAAGUCAUUUCGAAGAAGGAGCACAAACAUUAUCGUAGAAUGCAACGCCUGCGUACGACUUUCACGCGCUCGCGCACACCCACCGGCGCCGAGAUGAAAACCCAAAAUAGCCUCGAAGUGCCGAAACAGGUGCGUUCCGCCUCGUUCGACGAAAUGCAAUUAGAGGCGCAGCGAGUCUCGUCCCACCUACUUAAGCAGCAAUCAUCGUCAUCGGCAGAUGAACGUUCGCUGGACACCGGCCUGCUGCAGGUGCCGCAGGCCACGCACACACAACGCUCACAUUCAUUCGACUCGGCGGCGGCUUCAGCGGGCAGCGAUGAUUCGGGCACUUUCCUGGAAGUGCCGCGGCGUGGCAAAGCGCGUCGUAGCUCGUCUACGAAGACACCACCGCCUUGCAUACACUGCUUGUAUCUGGAGGAAUACUUGAAACAGCAGCAGGCGGAACAGCGCUAUAUCGCCACUGAUCGGCGGGAGUCGAGUUCACUCACUUACGGCUAUAGCAGUUCUGACGAUGACACCGAUAACGAUGGUGCGAGCGUCCCAGCCGACGAUGAUGUGGUAGAGGAAGGUGAGGAAGAGGAUGAGGAGGAUGACGCAGCCACGGGCGAUGGCAACGAUAUAGGUGGUGGCUCGUAUGAAUAUGAUGAUGCAGCUUUGGAAAUGGACAUCCGACUGGGCGGACUCAGCACCGGCAGCAGCAUUGAGGAGUCUCGUGCCCGUCUGCCACGUCAAAUGCGUCGCCACACCAUCGGCAGCUCAGUCACUACUUCAGAAGAUGAGGGCCUCGAUGAAUCCGAACAUGAUUCGCCGCACUUCGGUAAUACGCUGCUGCCACCAUUGCCAACAACGCCAUGCGGCAUCACAUUCACACUAUCGCCCACGAACGGCGAUUGUCCGCCAUUUCCGUAUGCCUUUCCCAUCGAUCCCGGUUCACCACCACCCUCGCCAUGCAUUUCACUCUCCGUUUGCGACAGUCCAAUGAUGGAAUUGCCGCCACCACCGCCCAUAUCGCCGCUAGAACUGUUACCCCAUCCGCCCACUUUCGAUUUGCCGCUGCCACCACCACCAGGCUUUAGCAGCGGCUUAAGCGCAGCCGAUGCGGAUGAUGCGGCCGCGGCGGUGCCACCUUCGCCGACCACCAUGCGACCGCGACGGCGUUCCAUUUCGCGUCAGGAAGCCAUUUUUGUGGAACCAACAGGCAAUUCGUUGGAAAAUGUGUCACAAGGUGAGGAUGUGAAAUCAUCGGUGGAGGCGGUGGAUUCGGUGGAUGAGGCGUCCACAGUAGCUACAUGUGGUUCGCCGACAGCAGCGAAACAUGCGCUGGUCGUACGUGAUAUUUAUCUAACUGUACCUGAUUUGAAGCGCGAUCGCGCCGCCUCCGUGGAUUCGUGCUUCUCGAAAAUGUCUUCGGCCGGCAAGACAGAGGAACUGCAGCCCAGCGAGGACGGUUGUUUCCUCACCGUACCGAAUAUAAAUGCAACUCGCUCGCGAUCCGUUGACAUUGUGCUGCCGACGGAUGAACAGGCACGCUAUAAAGCGCUCGCCAUGACAGGCGCAUGCAGAGACGGCCCGAUUAGAAAGGACUGA
Messenger RNA from Rhagoletis pomonella (apple maggot), 3260 nucleotides. RefSeq names its product eye-specific diacylglycerol kinase-like. The transcript is spliced from 5 exons. The coding region runs from base 1713 to 3260 and encodes 515 amino acids. NCBI's taxonomy places the organism in Eukaryota, Metazoa, Arthropoda, Insecta, Diptera, Tephritidae. The record is from RefSeq and is a predicted model, not a curated record.